Phanerochaete carnosa HHB-10118-sp is the source of this 690-nucleotide messenger RNA. RefSeq lists its product as uncharacterized. Lineage: Eukaryota; Fungi; Basidiomycota; Agaricomycetes; Polyporales; Phanerochaetaceae. Gene Ontology annotation, molecular function: carbon-oxygen lyase activity, acting on phosphates. The transcript is spliced from 2 exons. The coding region runs from base 1 to 690 and encodes 229 amino acids. The record is from RefSeq and is a predicted model, not a curated record.
AUGGCGACGACGACGUUUGGCCACAACCACCCCGACACCCAGGUGCACAUCGCGCUCUUCACGACCCUGGGCCUGUGCGUCGACGACCUCGAGGUCGACUCGGCCGCACUCGCUGAGUUUGUCGAUCGACUCCAGACGGGCAGGGCACAAUUGCAUCCUGUGCUCGAGCUGCUCGCCGACGCUGUGCGCCGGAUGCCCGAGUUCUUCCACCCGUACGCGGCAACGGCAAUCCUGAUCGGGACCGUGCACCAUAUCAAUUGCACGCUGUUCGAGAAGCAGACAGACAGUGCACCGCUCCAUCCCGUGGCCUUGCCGUAUGUCUUGUACAAACGCGCGAGAAACAGUGCCGGCGAGGUCUAUUCGGCGUUUGUCUGGGACAAGUUCAACUUCCCAGACAUAUCGGCGCAUAUCCAGGUCACCCCUGACAUCCUGUCGUUCUACAAGGAAGAGAUGGCCGGCGAGCGGCACAACUUCGUGCACGACCGUGCGCGUGUCACGGGCAAGGACGUCAAUACAGUGCUGUCGGACAUCUUGGACGAGGUAGUCGGUGCUGUCGAGCGCGCGAGGAAGAUCCUGCAGGGUGAGAAGGAGCGGGAGACGUGGGAGAAGUUCCUGGCGGGCUACGUUGCGUAUCACUUCCUCUCGUCGCGCUACAAGCUUGAGCAGCUCACCGGUGCCGCCGUGGCGUGA